CCGGAGCGGCGCGCCGGGCGGGUCGGCUCCCGGGCUCCGGGCCCCCCGCCGCCAUGCCGAGCCCCCGGAGGAACGCGGACGCCCGCCCGCUGGCCGCCGCCGCCUCGAGCAGCAGCAGCAGCAGCAGCCCCGGCAGCCCGGCCCGCGGCGGCGGCGGCGGCGGCGGCGGCGGCGGCAGGUUCGAGUUCCAGUCCCUGCUCGGCGGCCGCGCGCCCGGCGCCGACCCCACCUGCGCCCGGCUCCGCGCGCCCGAGAGCCCGGUGCACCGGCGCGGCUCCUUCCCGCUGGCCGGGGCCGGCCCGUCGCAGGCGCCCGCGGCCGCGGCCGCGCUGCCCGAGGAGGACCGCAUGGACCUGAACCCGUCCUUCCUGGGCAUCGCCCUGCGCUCCCUGCUGGCCAUCGACCUGUGGCUGUCCAAGAAGCUGGGCGUGUGCGCGGGGGAGAGCUCGUCCUGGGGUAGCGUGCGGCCCCUCAUGAAGCUGCUGGAGAUCUCGGGACACGGCAUCCCCUGGCUGCUGGGGACCCUCUACUGCCUGCUCAGGAGCGACAGCUGGGCCGGGCGCGAGGUGCUCACGAACCUGCUCUUCGCCCUGCUGUUGGACCUGCUGCUGGUGGCCCUGAUCAAGGGGCUGGUGCGCAGGCGCCGCCCCGCUCACAAUCAGAUGGACAUGUUCGUCACCCUGUCGGUGGACAAGUACUCCUUCCCCUCGGGCCACGCCACCAGGGCCGCCCUGGUGUCUCGGUUCAUCUUGAACCACUUGGUGCUGGCCAUUCCGCUGAGGGUGCUUGUGGUACUGUGGGCCUUCGUCGUGGGCUUCUCCAGGGUGAUGCUGGGGCGGCACAACGUCACUGACGUGGCGUUUGGCUUUUUUCUGGGCUACGCGCAGUACAGCAUCGUGGACUACUGCUGGCUUUCGCCGCACAACGCCCGGGUCCUCUUCCUACUGUGGAACCAACAAUGACACCACCUCGUCCUCUGUCCUCUAUGGCACCAGGCGAUCAGCAGGUUCCCGCAUGCGAUGACACCUACGACGUCAGCCAGCAGCGAUCCUGCUUGUCCCUCUAAGGACAUUUCAGGCUUCCUUUGGGAUUUCAGGUGUCAUUCCAUCUUGGGGGGUUGCUAGGCUGGAGAACGUCCUGGCCAUUGUGACCACAGCCAUAUUACAGGAAGAAAAAAAAGAAAGAAAGAAAGAAAAAAGAAAAGAAAAGAAAAGAAAUCCCUCUAUUAUAUAUUCAUUCAACCGCUGUUUAUAUCUCCAGGACAACUGCAAAGAAAACAAGCUGGGGUGAUGAUAAUCCUGCUGUUCGUUUUUUUUUUAAAGUUGACAAAAGUAAAUUUUGUGUUUUGUAGUAAUCCUGUAAGUCAACAUAUCACUUGUAAAGUGAACUUCAAAAAAAAAAACCAACACGAUCUUCAUUCUGUAAAUAUACAUGCAGAUGAGCCACCUACUCAUCCUAGUUCUUUUCCUGAGGUAAAUUUUAAACAGUAUAUUAAGACAUAGGUUUUUUUUUUUUUUCUCAUGUAUUUCCUGAAAAUCUGCUGCCACGGGUGUCUUCUUAAUCCUUAUUUUCUUGAUAAGCUUUCUUAGUAUAUUCUCUUCCAUCUUUAUGGGAUGGGUAGUGAGAAGAGAUUAUAGUGCAUAUCUUGGUUUCUUUUCCCUCUACCUCCUCAAAAACUCUCUAAAUAGAUCUUUAUUUCCCAUUACUCUCUAAUACUAUCUUUUUGCAUUCAGAGAACAAGCCAAGAACUUACUUGAAGAAGAAACACUUAAUGGUGGGCAUGUCUACAAUGCCCACAGAAAAGGAAGGAUGGGACUAUGAUCGAAUGCUUAAUUCUGUUGACAAAGAGCGUGGUGUGAAAGCUAACUGAGGACGUCAGGACCUAAUCGUCUGGGGGUAGGCCUACCACGUAUUAUGUCAGUGGACCAGUAUGGCAGGAGAUGGGGCUGUGUUGCCCAUCAUCUCUACUGAACAAAGAAUUAUGCUCCUCUGCUGAGGUAAUAGGAAAAUAACUUGAUUCUUUGCAGUGCAAGGGCAUAAACUUUCUCAUAUGUACCACAAGGAUGACACUGUAUAGCUUUUCAUAUGGAAUUCCAUUUCCCCAUAUAUAGCAUAGUUUUGGUAACAAUAUUUAACUUGAAAUUCACCAGGGGAGCCCACUGUUACACCAGGCACAAGGGAUAACUAACUCCUAAACGUCCCUUUACAUUGACCUUUACAUUCAAAGCAGUUUAUCCACGGCACCUCCCCAAAUCACAAGACCAAAGACGACCAAAUGCAAGAUGGACUCUGCUCAUUAUUCUUUGAGCAGGAAAACCAAGCAGUGUGUGUGCUUUAAAUGCUGUUCUGCCUGAAAAUAAGAAUCUUUGAAUUACCUAUGGAACUGGUGUUUUCAGAUAGUGGUGAAUUAUUUUGACAUUUAUAAAGAGAAAGGAUUUUUGGCCUUGGAUGUGUCACAUAGAAUGGUGUGAUGAAUAAGCUCUGACUGGGGAGAAGUAUGAAUUUUCUGAGCGUGAGAGGCACAUUGAAAGAGGAACAGCUACUCCUCAAAGUCAAACAAAAUCAUCUGUACUCCCACAACAUCCUGAACAGACUACCUCUUCUCUCCCUGAAUCAGCCAAACUGUAAAGCUUUGAGUGAUUUGCUUUAUUGUUUAAUCUUAGAUCUUUUAUUUUAAUCCAGCAAUAUUCAGGCCAGAUCUUUUGGAAAGCAGUGAUGUUUCCUUCUGCAGUGUUCACAAGUCUGAAUAUUGGGGGCUCAAAAUUAGUUUUAUCUUCUGGUCCCUGAUUAUACUUCUGGAAUUCCUAAAAGUUUGCAGGCUUUUAAAGCACAGAUCAAUUCAGCUGAUGUUUCUGAAGCACUCUAACUACUAUAGAGUAGAAAAUGAUUUUACUGUCAAUUGUACACUGAGGAAUGCCUUUUGAAAAUUAAAAUAAAAAUAACCAAUAACAUUGAA
Molecule: messenger RNA, 2956 nt
Organism: Nyctereutes procyonoides (raccoon dog)
Lineage: Eukaryota; Metazoa; Chordata; Mammalia; Carnivora; Canidae
Gene: PLPP6
Product: phospholipid phosphatase 6
Exons: 1
Coding region: 54-962 (302 amino acids)
Molecular function (GO): sphingosine-1-phosphate phosphatase activity
Source: RefSeq, a predicted model, not a curated record